Messenger RNA from Neurospora tetraspora, 1401 nucleotides. RefSeq lists its product as uncharacterized. The transcript is spliced from 3 exons. NCBI's taxonomy places the organism in Eukaryota, Fungi, Ascomycota, Sordariomycetes, Sordariales, Sordariaceae. The coding region runs from base 1 to 1401 and encodes 466 amino acids. The record is from RefSeq and is a predicted model, not a curated record.
AUGACCAUGAUGGAGGCUUCCAUCCGAGUCCAGCGCGUCCUGGCCUUGCUGGUCUGGCUUCUCAUACCGGCCAUUGUUACCGUCGCCGCUUAUGAGAACUUCCAAGCCGUGGAAACGGGCAUCCUGUUGUCUCCUCGAUACUUCCAAGAAUACGCUGCUUCAAACGCCAGUCCGCUUGAGAAGCGACAGGGCCAGCUGCAAUGUCCUAAUGACCAACACUCGUGCCUCGAAAUCGGAAACGAUGGUGGCAGCUUCUGCUGUGGGAACGACCAGUUUUGUCAGGCCAAUUCAACUGCUUUGACUAAGGCAGCAUGUUGCGCCAUCGGUUCCAACUGUAGUUCUCCCUGCACGUCAGGCAUGACCUUAUGCGCCGCCACAAAAACCAUAACAACAGGCGAUACAUCAUCGGUGACUCUCCUGUCAGCUUGUUGCGCCCGCCAAUGCAGUAUCUCCUUCUACCUCUGCCCGAAAUCCCUCGGUGGCAGUUGUUGCCCAUACGGCCAGGCUUGCGCCGAAGGCGGCAAGUGUAUCGCGACCAUCACGCCCUCGUCCUCAAUGAGCACUGUAGUCCCGCUCGUCCCUUCAGGUUGCACAACCAGCCAGACCUCCUGCGACGCCAGCAUAGGCGGUGGAUGCUGUGAUCUCACUCAGAGCUGCACCCAGAUCACCGGUAAAGCCUUUUGCGCCGAACGCGCCGCCUCUCCAACCAUCAGCGGCAUUGCCGAGUUCCACCCCGAUCCCGGUCUGAGCGCGGGGGCCAAAGCGGGUAUUGCCAUUGGCGUAGUCGUCGGCUUUGGCUUGCUUUUCGGCGUCUUAACAUGGUGUUGUCUGCGAUCCCGCAGGCGCAGAAGGGCAAGCGAAGCGGGCGGCGCAACAGCUAGUACCUCACGCCGUUCGGGACCUAGUAGAAUCAUCGGCGCCAUCAUCGGUGGAGGAGGGAGAGGACAGCAGCCCAUGUCCGAAGUCACGUCCGAUGUCCAGUCCCGGCCGGGUGGGACUCAAGACUAUUUCGGCCCCGAGGCCGCGGUCGGGCCUUACUCUGAUUCUAGGUUGCCUUCGACGGGUACUACACCGGGUGUCGAUAGGGACAGCGGAGUUCCGCUCCAGCCGCAUGGACCUGGUGAUAUUGCCGUGCCGGUCGAGAUUGAUUCGAGGAUGAUGGCGGAACAGGAUCAUCAGGGGGUUGGGGCCACAGCGUCACCGACGACGCAGUAUGGCUCGGCGGCUGGACAGCCUCCUGUUGGUCAAGAAGGGGUGGAAGAACCACGGUAUGAACUGUAUGGAUCUGGUCCUUUGGAUAUGGAAGGAGGGCCUGUAUCACCGUUGUAUACGCCGUCACCGCAUACGGAAACAGUACGGACGCCAUCUCAGGAGGCGCCGAAGCCGGUAGAGAAGUUUUGA